Perognathus longimembris pacificus (Pacific pocket mouse) is the source of this 3147-nucleotide messenger RNA. It is a transcript of the gene Rbbp8, whose product is annotated as RB binding protein 8, endonuclease. The transcript is spliced from 21 exons. The record is from RefSeq and is a predicted model, not a curated record. Gene Ontology annotation, cellular component: site of double-strand break. Gene Ontology annotation, molecular function: Y-form DNA binding; double-stranded DNA binding; damaged DNA binding. Gene Ontology annotation, biological process: DNA double-strand break processing involved in repair via single-strand annealing; double-strand break repair via homologous recombination. NCBI's taxonomy places the organism in Eukaryota, Metazoa, Chordata, Mammalia, Rodentia, Heteromyidae. The coding region runs from base 297 to 2969 and encodes 890 amino acids.
GGGGCGGCAGCCUCUGAGCCAGGCUGGGCUGGCCGCCCUCGGGCCUUCCCCCACCCGGGAGGCAAAAACUCCCUCCAGCCCUGGGUCUUGCUGUCUGGUGAGGGAAGCGGGCGAAAGAGAGCCGCGAGCUGUCCAUCUCCUCGCAUCCUAGAGGGCAUUCGUUCCCCUCCUGGAGUUUCCGGGAAUCUGAAAGCGACUUUGGAAGCCGUAACUAUCCAAAGACAACUUCGAAUCUAUAUAAUGUAACAGGAAGGGCCAGAAAAUAGUACAUAGAAGUGUGGAGCCUACUAAGCAAGAUGAAUGUCUCUGGAAGCAAUUGUGGAAGCCCUAAUUCUACAGAUGUAUCUAGUGACUUCAAGGAACUCUGGACAAAACUAAAGGAGUAUCAUGAUAAAGAAGUACAAGGUUUACAAGUAAAAGUAACCAAACUGAAAAAGGAAAGAGUUUUAGAUGCACAAAGACUAGAAGAAUUCUUCACCAAAAAUCAACAGCUGAGAGAGCAACAGAAGGUUCUUCAUGAAACAAUUAAAGUUUUGGAAGAUCGAUUAAGAGCAGGACUGUGUGACCGCUGUGCAGUAACUGAAGAACAUAUGCGGAAAAAGCAACAAGAAUUUGAAAAUAUCCGGCAGCAGAAUCUUAAACUUAUUACAGAACUCAUGAAUGAAAAGAACACUCUUCAGGAUGAAAAUAAAAAGCUUUCUGAACAACUGCAACAAAAAAUUGAGAAUGAUCAGCAGCUUCAAGCAGCUGAGCUUGAUGGUGAAGAAAAUAUUAUUCCGGAUUCGCCAAUAACAGCCUUUUCGUUUUCUGGCAUUAAUCGGCUACGAAGAAAGGAGAAUCUCCAUGUUCGAUAUGUAGAAGAAACACAUACUAAAUUGGAGCACUCUGGUACAAAUGAUUUAAGAAAAGUUUGUAAGGCCUCAACUCAUUCACAACAUAACUCUAAAGAAAAUGAAAUUCUAGCAGCUGACAGUUGUGAACAAAGUCAUUCUCCACUGGCUAAAACUCGAGGAAUGAACAAUUUUAAUUUAGCUACAGUUGUUGCUGAAACACUUGGGCUUAGUGUUGGAGAAGAGUCUGAACCACAAGGUCCUAUGAGCCCUCUUGGUGAUGAGUUCUACCACUGUCAGGAAGAAGAUCACAAGAAACAGACGUUUGAGGAAUGCAUGAGGAAUAGUAAAAAUAGUUCAAGAUUUUCAGAUUCUACUUCAAAGACUCCUCCUAAAGAAGAAUUGAGUACUCGGGUAUCAUCUCCUGUUUUUGGAGCUACCUCUAAUUUGAAAAGUAAUUUGGGCUUGAAUACAAGUUUGUCCCCUUCUCUUUUAGAGACUGUGAAAAAUACCCUAAAAACACCCUCCUUUAGCAACAUUUCUAUUUCUAGACAAGAGAAAGUUAGAUCAAAAUCUGAAGAUAAUACCCUUUCCACACAUCAUAGUCUUGGAUCUGACAUGAACAAGAUCAUUAGCCAGUCAUCGUCUAAUAAACAAAUACUGAAAAAUAUUAGUGAAUCCGUAGAUGAGCAGGAUAACACUGAGCACAUUAAAGAAGCUAUUACUGAUAAAUAUGUGAUAUCUCUGAAAUCAUUGGGAAGUAGAACAUCUAAAAGGAAGAAGACUGAGGAAGAAAAUGAACAUGAGAUAAACUGUCCCCAAGCCUCUUUUGAUAAAGAAAAUGCGUAUCCUUUUCCAGUGGAUAGUCAGUUUUCCAUGAAUGGGGACCACAUGAUGGAUAAACCUCUGGAUCUAUCUGAUCGAUGUUCAGCUAUUCAGCGUCAAGAGAAAAGCCAAGGAAGUGAAAUUUCUAAAAACAAAUUUAAGCAAGUGACUAUUUAUGAAGCUUUGAAGCCCAUUUCAAAGGGCUCUUCCUCGAGCCGUAGGACCUUGAGUGGAAGCUGUGUGUUACCCAGAGAUUCCCCAGAAGAGCUCUGUUUACAGGAGUGUAUUAUCCAGUCUUUGAGUAAAUCCUCUCUGGACCAUAAAAUACCAUUACAAAUAAAAGAAGAAAAUCCUGUCUUCAAAAUCCCUCUGUGUCCACGUGAAAGUUUGGAGACAGAGAAUCUUUUUAAUGACAUGAAGGAUGCUGGUUCUCAUGAGUCAAGAGUGAAAACCAGGUCAGUCCGUGGAGGAUGUGAACUUGCAUCAGUUCUACAGCUAAAUCCCUGUAGACGUGCUAAAACGACCACUUUGCAAAACAACCAAGAUGUGUCCUUCGAAAAUAUCCAAUGGAGUGUAGACCCUGGAGUGGACCUUUCUCAGUAUGAAAUGGAUAUUACUGUAAUAGAUAUUACUUUAAUAGAUAUAAAAGAUGGCAGUCAGUCAAGAUUAGGAGCAGAGACAGUAGAUAUGGACUGUACGUUAGUGAGUGACACCAUGCUUUUGAAAUCGAAGAAGCAAGAGCAAAAAGAAGAAAAAAGUCCAAAUGGAGAAAGAAAAAUGAAUGAUAGCUUGGAUGAUAUGUUCGAUAGGACCACACACGAAGAGUAUGAAUCCUGUUUGACAGAUAGCUGCCCCCAGGUAGCAAACGAAGAGAAGGAAUCAGUGGCUGCCUCCAAGAAACCAAGCACACAUGGUGAUAAACAAGAAAAGGUCAAACAGAAAGCAUUUGUGGAGCCAUAUUUUAAAGACAAUGAAAGAGAAACUAGCUUGCAAAAUUUCCCUCAUAUUGAGGUUGUUCGGAAAAAAGAAGAGAGAAGAAAAUUGCUUGGGCAUACAUGUAAGGAAUGUGAAAUUUAUUAUGCAGAUAUGCCUGAAGAAGAAAGAGAAAAGAAAUUGGCUUCCUGCUCAAGACAUCGAUUUCGUUACAUUCCACCCAACACACCAGAGAAUUUCUGGGAAGUUGGUUUUCCUUCCACUCAGACUUGCAUAGAAAGAGGUUACAUUAAGGAAGAUCUUGAUCUUUGCCCUCGUCCAAAAAGACGGCAGCCUUACAACGCAAUGUUUUCUCCAAAAGGCAAGGAGCAGAAGACCUAGAUGUUAAAGCAAAACCAGAUGAUUGAAGACAGUUUUUUGCAUUUUAGUUAUUUAUAGUUUAAGGUGGUAUCAAACAUUGAUUUUUUUUGAUCUUCUGUAAAUUGAUUUAUAAAUCAGUUUUCUAUUAAAAAUGUUUUUAAGUGGCAUUUUCUACCACACAAAAACUAUUUAGAAUGUG